This is a messenger RNA of Labrus bergylta (ballan wrasse), 4789 nucleotides long. RefSeq lists its product as uncharacterized. NCBI's taxonomy places the organism in Eukaryota, Metazoa, Chordata, Actinopteri, Labriformes, Labridae. Gene Ontology annotation, cellular component: transcription regulator complex; histone deacetylase complex. Gene Ontology annotation, biological process: regulation of transcription by RNA polymerase II; negative regulation of DNA-templated transcription. Gene Ontology annotation, molecular function: transcription corepressor activity. The record is from RefSeq and is a predicted model, not a curated record.
CUGAAAGGAGGGAGAUCCGUCAGCAUUUGUUUCCUCAGGAUGUGGUUACCACGACGACGAAAAGGCAGCGAGGCAACAUCACUACCCUGGUCCCCUCUGACACCUGCAAGAGUGUAUAUGACUGUGUGAAAGUCAGAGUGUGUGUGUGUGUGUGUGUGUUUCAGUGAGGAACUGAGUGAGUAAAUGAGUGUGAGCAUGUGUCUGUUUGUGAAAAGUGCGUAUGUGGUCUGUGUAUGAUGUUAAUGUGUGUGUGUGUGUGUGUGUGUGUGUGUGUGUGUGUGUGUGUGUGUGUGUGUGUGUGUGUGUGUGUGUGUGUAUAUGUAUGUGUGUGUGUUGGCCGGGUAAGAGAGACAGAUAGGAAGCACAGUGCGAGAGGCAAAAUCUAAACGGGGAAAUUAUCAGACAAGCACAAGACAGCGAAGAGUGGAAAAUCAUUAAAAUACAGAAGAACACCAUGAAGAAAAUAAGAAGAACAACGACCGGGACUCGAAAACAUGAACACCACAAGACGAAUAUAUGCAAAAAGGAAAUUAAGCGCCGAGGACUGGUAAAAAAAACCCAAAAAACAUCUACCGUGCCUUCUAGCUUUACCUUGCUAGCUAUCAUGGAUGACCAUUCCGCCACCCAAUCCUUCCACAACCACAACCACAACCACAACCACCACCAAACACAGUUACCCUCCUUUCACCUCGCCUUGCCCAGCCUCCAGAGCAUUGAAGUGGGAUAUCUGUCCUCUCGGCAUGCCCUGGAUCCUCUGAGGCAAUAUGGAGGUAGAGAAGAGGAUUCCAAAACCUCCUUCAACGCCUAUCCCAACGAAAGGAGGGGUAGCAGUGGAGAUGGCAGAGGCUUGCUGAAUGCAAGUGGUGGCAGUUUGGAUGUAAACUCGGGAGGCCAUUUUGAUGGAGAAAACGUUCGAGGCGGCAAGUUCAGUGACACUUUGUUUGGCGUUUGCAAAAAAGAGGAGGUUUGGGAGGAUGGGGAGAGUUGUGAAAGCGCUGCAGACCAUUUUAACAGUGACGGAGGUUGCUACAAUCACACAAACAACUUUUUCUACACUUCGAAUUGUGGCAGUGAAGUCAACAAAGUAAACUAUAAUAAUUGUGUCGACGCUAGCUAUGAAGCUAAACGGGAAACAGUUCACAGCAGUGAGGCUAACGUUAGCCACCCUUUUAGACAAACAGCUUCCUACAUCAAGAGUGAACCAGGGAUAUGUAGUGAUGACCGUGUAAAUUAUUGUAGGACUGAUUCGAGAGUUAGUGAUAAUUAUUUAGGAAGAGAGGAGGAUUUUGGGUCCAGCUGUGGCUCAGGUGAGGAUCAGCAACAACUAGCAGAGGUUGAGGGAGCCUGGCAGAGUGUCUCCCCCUUCAGUCAGACCGAAGAAGGCCGGUGGAGAGGAACAGAAGCCACCUCCUCAGGAUGCCCAUCCCAAAGAUCACCUUUAGGAAUCAUGAGUGGGAUGCACACUCAGAAACUGGACUCUUUCUCUGAAGCUUUCCUCUCCCAACGAAGGAUGAGGUUCCCCAAGAUUCCCAUUGGGGAUUCCUCUCAACAGAUCUGGGGUUUUGGAGACCGGGGAGAUGAAAAACACAGCUUUGCUUUUGAUUCAGACUCCUACCUGCCUCCCUCCUCUUCUUCAUCACCCGCUCACCCCACUCUUCCAUCCUUUCCCUCUCCUCCCACAUCUUCUCACCUCAUGUCUUCAGUUCUUAGCCCGCCUCCAACACCUCUACCUGCUUCUUCCAAUUCCCCUUCAAAAAUGGACUCUCCCAUUGCAUCUGGGGGCUAUGGACAUUCAUUGCCUCAGGGGGGAGAACCAAUUGGUGCACUCCAGUUUUUUGCCUCCCACCUUCAGUGUUUCCCAUCUGUCCAUACUGCUGGGAAGUUAUGGAAGUUUCCACUGCCGUCGCAUUGCUUUCCACAGUCAUCAGGAGACAACAGCAACAUGACAUAUUCUCAUGCAAGAGACUAUGGCAACAUUACAGUCUCGCACAGCAUCCCUCCUUAUCCACAAUCGUCAUUCCACACUUCCUCUACGGACCAGCCAUCAUUUACCCCGAUCAGAACCCUCCGUCCACCUAACACUGCAUCCCUCCAUUCGUCCCCUCAUCUUUCCUCUCAUCCAUCUCAUCUUUCCAGUCAACAUUAUGAGGCAGCAGAAAAGACCACACAUCACAUGAUGACCCAGCAAGUAAAAAAUGGGCUCAUCAUUCUGAACCAAUCACAGAAACAAGCCUCCAAGGCAUACUCUGGAACUCCGUUUCCCAGUAUCCUUCACUCCACAAGGGAUCAGAUAAGGGGUCACUACACUCCACGACCCCUGCUCAAUCCUGCACGCAGAGGGAAGGGGCUCUACUCCUGCCAGUCGUCUCUCCAUCACAGAGAGCAGGAAGCGGCAGCAGAUGAGAAGGAUGAGUGUGCUGUUUUUCCGUAUGUCAACGUGGGUCGUGAUUUCCAGGCAGAGCUCCCUCCAUGUUUUGUAGAUGGCAAAGGGUCAGAGGUGUGGUCAGCAGAGGAGGAAUCCCUCAGGGAACAGCUGCUCUGGAAACCAUGGGGCAAGCUGGAUGCCAGUACUGACACACAAGACCAAGUGGAGAAGCUGUUGUCCAUGUGCAGUUCUAGCUGCUUACCAGGAGGGGGCAGCAACACAGAGCUGGCGCUGCACUGUCUGCACUACUGUCAGGGGGACAUAAAGGCCACAAUGGAGAUGCUGCUGUUCUCACAGCCGUUACCUACAGGAGACUACCACUACUCUGGUAGUGAUUUGUGGUCGGAUAGCGAAAAAAAACGUUUCAGUGCAGCGCUGGAAACCUAUGGAAAAGACUUCUCGCUCAUACAGAAACUGGUGAGGACUAAAACCACAUUCCAGUGUGUUGAAUUUUACUACCUAAGCAAGAAGCUCCUGGACAAGCAGAAGAAACUGAAGGCAGAGGCGAGCAGAGAUGGAGAAAUGGAGCAGCAAAAAAGCGUAACGCCCAUCUGUCGGCCAGUGGACAGACAGUAUGGUCUUCAGGAGGCGGCUCCUGUGCCCUCAUUGGCUAAUUUCUUCCCCUGCAAGCUGUGUGGCAAAAUGUUCUAUAAAAUCAAGUCUCGUAAUGCGCACAUGAAGAUCCACCGCCAGCCUCAGGAGGACUGGACUGACAGGCGGCUUCAGCAACAGAUCCUCACCCAGCGUCUGAUUCUGAGUAGUCCCAACAACUUCAUUGCCACCCCGGGCAGUGCUCUGCAGCAGCCCCAGCCGCCAUGUCUGACCGUUGCCUCCUCUAUCCCACCUGGAACACCAAACAACAUCAACAACGCAGACAAUGUCCUUAACUCUAUAUCAAACAGGAACGCCAGUGUCUCAGAUCAAAGCACCGUGGUGACUUACAGCAACAUCUCUGAUGCAAACUCUCAUGUUAGCAAUCAUUUUCAAGAAGCAAAUCAAGAAGAGUCCACCUCUGUCUUACCUUUCCAUCAGUCAUGGGGCUCAUUUGGACAUGGCACUAGCCAAGCUACCUUUUACUACAACACAGAAGGGAAAGAGGACGUGGGAGAUGGGACAGUGGAGGUAAAAGAGGGGAUCAACUGGCAGUAGUGUCUGACUUUCCAUGAGCAUUACUGCCACUGAGGUUACAGACUUAACAAUUCAACUCAAACUAAGUUUAAUUCAAACUUCUGUGUUUUUUACAAACUUAUUUUUGGAAAACAUCGGGGUUUUUUUAAAUUAAAUUUAAAGAUUUUUUCUGUUAUUGUUUAUUUCAUUUGUUGUAUAUUUAAUUGUUUUUGUGCAUGCAACAUUUGGAUCAUUUUUUAGUCUUUGGAAUGAGCCAGGCAAGUUGCUUCUUCUUCGUUUUCUGUCUGUGUGCUAAGCUAAGCUAACUGUACACCAGGCUGUGGCAGUAGGCAUGAGCGUGGUUUCCAUUCUCUCGUCAAACGAGGACAAACGUGUGUAUUUUCACAAACAUGAAUUGUGUAAAUCAGGAAUUACACAAGCAGAUACACAUCUGUACAGACAGAGACACACUCAGUCUAAUGGAACAGUUUGAUAUAACAACAUGAUGGGCUAAUAUUGACCUUUGAGGACCAUCGCCUCAGUUCUUGUGCGCCAAAAAACUGACCUGUUGAUGGUUAACUACAGUGACUCUCUCUCUCUAUUUGUGUGUGUGUGUGUGUGUGUGUAUGUGAAAGAUGGGUCCUAUAUCAAUCAUUAAAACAUUAAUAUAUAAGGAAAAUUAAAGUAUUUCUAAAAGAAAAAAAAAGAUACCCUUUGUGUAAAUUUUGGUAUUUUAGCUGUUUUUAUUCUGAAUUCACAGAAUACCUGAUGAGAUCAAUUAUUUACGUAUCUGUCUGGGGCUAAGGUUCAUUCUCAUGGCGGGUGAGUAUUCUUUGGUCCCAUAUCUUCACGGGUGUUUCUGCCACCAUAACAGUGAUAACAGUAUUUGUAAAGGUCUGUAUAUGGCAUGGAUUUCUGCCCAUGUUUAUAUUAUGGACUAAAUGUCCUUCAAGGUGUCCUUGUUGAAGACACAUAUGUCUUUGAGUCAGCAGGUUCUGGGCUCGAUGGAUGUAUGAAUAUGUGCUUGAUUUGCUACAUAUAUGUAUCUGCGCGCAGGUAUGUUUUUUUUUUGUAUGAAUAAAAUAUUUGUCCCUUAUAAAAGUCUGCAAAAGCCUUUAAACUGGUUCCUGUCUGGGGCUGAAGUCCAACCUGUCUAGCACACAUUACCUGCUCUAUUUUAUCUGUCUGACGACUGUUUUUCUUCACCUUAUGUUAAGAGCAGGAGCUCUUUCUUAUGAAUAAACGUUCUAAAGCGGU